This is a messenger RNA of Penicillium samsonianum, 1260 nucleotides long. Its product is annotated as muramidase family protein. Lineage: Eukaryota; Fungi; Ascomycota; Eurotiomycetes; Eurotiales; Aspergillaceae. The transcript is spliced from 3 exons. Bases 1 to 1260 code for a protein of 419 amino acids. The record is from RefSeq and is a predicted model, not a curated record.
AUGGCUGGGUCUUCGUUUCGACUGGCUGGGCUUCUCGCCCUCGCCCUUGGCAGCGUCGAGGGACGUCCGCAGUAUUUUGCGAAGGAUGCGACUCCUGGUUCGCCGUCUGACCCCAACACCAUUUCGACCUGUACGUGGUGGUGGGACAAUGUUGACGGGGCCAUCGCGUGCGCGGACAUGCCGUUCGAGUGGGGCAUCAGCAUGGAGGACUUCCUCCUCUGGAACCCUUCCAUCACUGCCGACUGCGGCAACUACCUGACGGGGCGGUCUUACUGCGUCGAAGCCCCGGCGGGCGGCAACGAACCUGCCCCAACCACCACCACAUCCAGCGCGGAGGAGCCGACGCCAACGAGCGGCAAUGGCGUGGAGACGCCGCAGCCAACGCAGCCAAACAUGGUCGAAAACUGCAACGAGUUCUACUUUGCCAAGGUGGGAGACUCAUGCGCCUCGAUCGCGGCGGGCAACGCCAUCACGGCCGCGCAGCUCUUCGAAUGGAACCCGUCCGUCGGCUCUGAUUGCAGCGGGCUCUGGGCCAACACCUAUGUCUGCGUAGGGCUGAUCGGCGGCUCCGGCCCCGCCCCGACCACCACCACCACCACCGGAAACGGCAUCCCCACGCCGACCCCGACGCAGCCCGGCAUGGUGGAUAACUGCGACGAUUUCUACUUGACCAAAGUCGGCGACUCGUGCGCGGCAAUUGCGUCCAAAAACAGCAUCUCACAACAACAAUUCCUGGAAUGGAACCCGUCGGUAGGUUCCGAUUGUACAGGGCUCUGGGCCAACACAUACGUGUGCGUGGGCCGCAUUGGCGCCACGCCUACCUCGGCGCCAACAACCUCAACAACCUCAACAGGCAACGGCAUCGCGACUCCAACCCCGACACAGCCCGGCAUGGUGGAUAACUGUGACGGGUUCUACUUUGCCAAAGCCGGCGACACGUGCGCGACAAUUGCGUCCAAAUACAGCAUCACACAGCAGCAGUUCCUGAGCUGGAAUCCCUCACCGCAUUGGAACUUCGACCAACCCCCCGCAACGACGACGACGACUGCGGGCAACGGGAUUGCGACGCCUACGCCGUUCCAAGCCGGCAUGGUGGGCAACUGCAAGAAAUUCCAUUUCGUUGUCAAGGGCGAUAUCUGUGCUUCAAUCGCGACAAAAUACAGCAUCACCGUUGCAAAUUUCAUCAAGUGGAACCCUGCCGUCAAGAGUGACUGCACUGGGAUUUGGGCCGAGAACUAUGCUUGUGUUGGACUGAUCUAA